AUGGGUAAGGGACAGCCCCGUGGUUUGAACGCCGCCCGCAAGCUCGCGACCACCCGUCGCGAGAACCGUUGGGCCGACUUGCACUACAAGAAGCGCCUUCUCGGUACCGCCUACAAGUCCUCCCCCUUCGGUGGUGCUUCUCACGCCAAGGGUAUCGUCCUCGAGAAGGUCGGUGUUGAGGCCAAGCAGCCCAACUCCGCUAUCCGCAAGUGUGUCAAGGUCCAGCUCAUCAAGAACGGCAAGAAGGUCACUGCUUUCGUCCCCAACGACGGUUGCUUGAACUUCAUCGAUGAGAACGACGAGGUCCUCCUCGCCGGUUUCGGUCGUAAGGGUAAGGCCAAGGGUGAUAUUCCCGGUGUCCGCUUCAAGGUCGUCAAGGUCUCCGGUGUCGGUCUCAUGGCCCUCUGGAAGGAGAAGAAGGAGAAGCCCCGCUCUUAA
This is a messenger RNA of Aspergillus aculeatus ATCC 16872, 438 nucleotides long. RefSeq names its product 40S ribosomal protein uS12 (gene rps23). Gene Ontology annotation, molecular function: structural constituent of ribosome. Bases 1 to 438 code for a protein of 145 amino acids. Gene Ontology annotation, biological process: translation. NCBI's taxonomy places the organism in Eukaryota, Fungi, Ascomycota, Eurotiomycetes, Eurotiales, Aspergillaceae. Gene Ontology annotation, cellular component: cytosolic small ribosomal subunit; ribosome. The transcript is spliced from 2 exons. The record is from RefSeq and is a predicted model, not a curated record.